Messenger RNA from Colletotrichum truncatum, 2256 nucleotides. RefSeq lists its product as uncharacterized. Gene Ontology annotation, molecular function: transmembrane transporter activity. Gene Ontology annotation, cellular component: plasma membrane. The record is from RefSeq and is a predicted model, not a curated record. Gene Ontology annotation, biological process: transmembrane transport. NCBI's taxonomy places the organism in Eukaryota, Fungi, Ascomycota, Sordariomycetes, Glomerellales, Glomerellaceae.
AUGUUUUCGGAAUAUGCGUCUAGGUUCCUGGCGCAGUCACAGUCCCGGCUCUCCAACUUUGCAGGCCAACCCGAAGGCAACGAUAACCCGCCACGGCAUACGAACGACUGGUCAUCACGGCCUCCCCGAAAUGGCGGACGGUCUUUCCUUUCCAGGGGGUAUGGCGGAAAUCCGUAUCAGCCAAGCGGCUCCCGGUUUGGGCAGUUAGGCUUCGCCUCCCGAAUGUCCGCCGCGCAGGAUGCGCCGCUGUUCCACAGUACUCUAGACGAGUACAUGGAGGAAGAUGAUGAGGAUGAGAGGGAUCGUGAAGCAGCGGAUAUGGCCGCCUUACACAUGUCACGGCGUGUUGCCGCAGCGAGCAAGAUGGCAGAGAGUUCAGAGACGGAACCAGACGCCAGCCGCGGCUCGUUGGAACAGAGCAGCGAGACACCCGGGCGAAGAUAUCAGGACAGAGGUCUGCGGAGAGGCAUACGAAGUAGCUGGAAUGGUGCAAGGAGCUUCAGCGGGCGUGGCCGCGGGAGGGACGUCAUAGAUGAGGAGGCAGAGGACAUCCCACGCGAGGGCUCCGACCGGGGCUCAGACACAAACCCAAAAAUGGUUGACAUUGGGCUGGACUCCCAGAUGCAAGAUGAUGACCCCUCUGCGUCUCUGUUAAACGAGGCGGCGACUGAGUCGAGUCCUCCUCCGUUCCAGAAGUUUCAGCCAAGAUCCGGGGACCGCAAGUUCCAGUUGAGGAGGGAAGCUACCCAAGACGACGAGUUUAACGAGGCCCGGCGGGCCAGUUCCGAUGACGAGGCAAUGCCCGCUACCGUACCUCUUGCGGAAGGCGAGGUUUUCAAAUACGAUCCCUUUUUCGCUUGGAUUUUCCUCAUUGCGCUGGCAGGCUUGGUAUCGACAUUUGUACUCGUCUGGUUGCACACGGGUACCCCUAAGAAGGGUUGGGGGGAUACCAUUUAUACGACAUUACAAGCAUCGUUCCAUAUGUUGGCCGUUGACACUCUCAUAUCGGUCAUUGUGUCUCUUGUAUGGCUUGCAGCUCUCCGCUCAUUCGCCCGGCCACUGGCAAUGCUGAUACUUGUUGCCGUACCCAUCAUCAUGUUCUCGUUCUCCCUAUAUCCCUUCAUCUCCAGCUUUGAAGGCGCGACACAUGGAGCGAGUUUCCAAGACCGGGCUAUGAGAUGGGCCGCUCUUGUUCCGGCCAUUUCGGCUGUUGCGUGGGUCUACAUGGCGUACAAGGGACGUUAUGCCAUUCGACAAGCUAUUGAAAUCCUCGAGUUUUCGACCCGUAUCCUUGCCGCCAACUCUGCGCUGUUGCUACUCGGUUUCGCUUGCCUCGCCCUGAUUGUGGUAUGGACAUGGGUGUGGAUGUGGAUGUUUUCGAGGAUCUUCUUGGGCGGAUACUUCUCGAAAAGACUUGCCAGGUUCAUCAUCAGUGUUUCGAGCUGGUGGCUCGGAAUAUGGUUCGUCCUCAUGUACAUGUGGACUAUAGGGGUCAUCAACGCAGUGCAGAGGGCAACGACGGCUGCGACGGUCUCUCAAUGGUAUUUUCACCGCAACGCCGCACCAGCCCCUACGUCAGCUGAGAUCGUCACGGCGGCGCUGAACCACGCGACGACAACCAUUUUUGGAAGCAUCUGCGAGUCCACGCUACUCGCGCUGCUGAUUCGUGCUCCUCUCCUCGUGCUGCCUCGGAGAAUGGCCAAUAUAAUCCAACAUAUUGCUGCUAUGUGGAUACCAACCCCUAUCGCAGCGCUCACGAAUCCGAUGACGAUCACAUACGGUGCGAUUCACUCUCAGAACCUUCACACGGCUGCCCGGGGGCUGAGCCAGAUGGACUUUAUAUCACCUCAGCGACCAACGACAACUCUUACACCGCAAGUGUUCAGCUCACGGCGGUCCAGUCAUUCUCCUUUACUUCCUUAUCGAUUAGCGAAGAUGCUUUUGUAUGCGACACGGUUUAUUAUGGCCACGGCGCUUGGUUUCGCGGGCUGGGUGAUUACGGCGAAGCAAGUGUCAUUACCAGGUGGAAUGGGUGUACGGGGCUCGGCGUACGCUUAUGUUGUCGGAUUGGUUGCUAGUUUUAUCGGAUUUUCAGUUAUGGGCGCUAUGGAGGGUGUUCUCAGCGGCAUCUUGGAUGGAGUGGUUAUUUGCUACGGCAGCGAGCGUCGGAUGGCCAGCGGAGGAGGCGCCUACUGCAUGGAGGCGGCCUACCUAUUUGGCGAAAGGAACAGGCGAGACGAACGAGGCCUUCCUUGA